This is a messenger RNA of Lotus japonicus, 810 nucleotides long. Its product is annotated as FCS-Like Zinc finger 6-like. The transcript is spliced from 2 exons. NCBI's taxonomy places the organism in Eukaryota, Viridiplantae, Streptophyta, Magnoliopsida, Fabales, Fabaceae. Bases 219 to 665 code for a protein of 148 amino acids. The record is from RefSeq and is a predicted model, not a curated record.
UCAGUUUCAGGCUCUUGUUUUAUCUUCCCAAUGCUUCGCCGUUUUCUUCUGCACCUACCUGUAACCUGCUCCCACUCUCUCUCAAACCCUCCUUCUUCAAUCACCACCAUGCUAACUUAACACUCCACGCUCAAAAUCAUAGAGCAAAAAAACCAGAAAUCUUCAACUUUUUUGUAGCAGAGUUGAAGCAAGCUAGAGUAGAGUGAAGGUUGAAGAACAUGAUGUUAGGGAAGAGACCUCGUCCUCCGAUGAAGAGAACCACCAGCAUGUCGGAGAUAACCUUCGAUCUGAACACGGCGCCGGAAGAUGGUGGUGCUACCGGCAACCGGCACGGAGGAGCUGCUGGUUUUAACGGUUCAGAUCAGAGCAGGAUUUUGGCCACGGUUUCGCCCAGAAAUCACAGAACGCAUUCUGUGGAUUUUGCUCAAACCCCUGAUUUCUUGCGUUGUUGCUUCCUCUGUAAACGCCGUUUGGCUCCUGGCCGUGACAUCUACAUGUACAGGGGUGAUAGUGCAUUUUGCAGUCUAGAGUGCCGUCAGCAGCAGAUGAACCAAGAUGAGAGAAAGGAUAAGUGUUGUGUGGCAUCAAAGAAACAAGUUGUGGCUACUGCUGGGUCUCAAGUCACCAGUACCAAAGGGGAAACUGUGGUUGCCACAAAGUCGUAGCAUUCCCCAACAAGGAUUAAUACUAAUGAUGCAGUAUUAUUAUUAAUUCCUAGCUAUGUCGUCUAGCUAUGCCUAUGCUCUUUCAUAUAAUUAAUUAAUUAAGGUUAAUUCUGUGGUGCCCAGAAUUUUUUUGGGUGUGGUACUC